Molecule: messenger RNA, 993 nt
Organism: Anastrepha obliqua
Lineage: Eukaryota; Metazoa; Arthropoda; Insecta; Diptera; Tephritidae
Exons: 1
Coding region: 1-993 (330 amino acids)
Source: RefSeq, a predicted model, not a curated record
AUGGCCAACGUAAAGAGGGCAGCUAGUGAUACCGCCGACGCAAUUAAGGGAGUGAUCGACGCCUUCCAGCAACAUAUACGCGAGCUUAAGGCUUUGGGACGGCCAGUGGAAUUUUGGGACGAUAAGCUAUUGUACGAACUAGUCAAUAAAUUAGACUUCGAGACACGAAAGCAAUGGGAGCUAUCACUCGUCACUCAUGAGCCUCCGUCAUUCGAACAGCUGCCCCCGUUUUUAGAAGUUAGAUGUCGUUCUCUAUCAAUGCUAUCAUCGUCAACGGUAUUAUUGCCAGCUAUGGGUAAAACCGCGUCGGUGUGUAAGUCUACGAAUGUGUUUCACGCAGUGCAAGAUCAGAACAGCACGGGCUGUAUAUUUUGUAACGGGCCACACAAAAUAUACAGUUGUGAAAAAUUUCGGGACCUUGACGCAAACGGUAAAUCGAAAUUUGUGAGAGAAUCGCGCCUGUGUAUGAACUGCUUGAGUUCAGGCCAUUAUAAGGCAAAGUGUAACAGCACAUCUGCAUGCAGGAUUUGCCAUCAACGCCAUCACACGCUGUUGCAUAAUACUGCCGCUACAACUAACGCUACAACCGUUGCUCAUUUCGUCAACAGCGCCUCUCUUAGGCCUUUCUCCCCCGCCGCAGACGUCAUGCAUCAAACGAAUGCAACCGUUUCAUCCGCUAACGGUCCUUCCACAGACACCGCUGCUGCCUGUACGUCUUCAUAUUUGAAUGCCAAUCCCAACCAGCCUCAUCCAAGAGAAAGAACUGUGCUGUUGGCGACCGCCUUAGUCAAGGUACGCGAUUGCUCUGGUCAUUGGCAACUCGCUCGCUUGCUGUUUGAUUCUGGUUCGCAUGCUUCCUUCGUAACCGAGUCAUGUGUACAACGCUUGGGAUUAGCGCGAAGAGGGUCCGCAAUAUUGAUUUCUGGAAUUGGUUCCUCCCAAGGGAUACGCUCUAGGGGUGAAGUAUUACUUUCAUUAUCAUCUCAUUUUUAA